Oikopleura dioica is the source of this 966-nucleotide messenger RNA. NCBI's taxonomy places the organism in Eukaryota, Metazoa, Chordata, Appendicularia, Copelata, Oikopleuridae. The record is from the annotation of a GenBank genome assembly.
AUGGAGAAGCCAAGGCCAGGGAAGAUUGACGAGUGGAAUCCCGCGCCUGAAUAUAUUGCUGAAAAUGAACCUUCCGAGAGGAAAAUUGUCUUCCACUCCAGCAGAGAAAAGAGGAUGAGCCUGGCCAGAGCAGAAGCGGCAAAGGAGUCAAUCUCCGAAAUCGUUGCACAACCAUGGGAGAAGUUUUUCGAAGAUGAAGAACAAAUCGCCAGUAGAUUACGAAAAAGCUCGACUAGGGAGAAACUCAGUGCUCGAGCAUCUCGCCGAAGCUCUUCAGAAAAUCGACAGAAGCUUUCCGGGUCGAAUGCACCUGAAGGCCGAAGUAGCGCGGGUCCUUUUCUGCGGACUGCGGGACGAAAUCUGAUUCCGUCAAGCACUUCUGAUCUCGAAGUCUACUCCAAAUCUCCUCGGCGAAAUUCGUCGGUUACUGUAGUGUUCGACUUCCAAGCGCGAAACGAGCGGGAACUCUCCGUCUCGCGAAAUGAUAAAAUUACUGUCGACGAAGUGAAAAAUGAACAAUGGGCGCAGUGCAGAAAAGGAUCCAUGACCGGAAUGGUCCCGCUUUCUUACUUACGAAGCAGUGAUCGCUCAUCAUUGACGAGUGUGAGCUCUCCUUCGCCGCUGAAGAAAGGCUCGGCGGUGGCGGCUUUUGAUCUGGAAGCCAAAUCUGAGCGACAUCUUCGGCUGACAAAAGGCGAGACUCUUGAAUUGACGAGCAAGAUCGACAAGAAUUGGUACGAGGGGCAAAACUCGACGGGUGCUUCCGGCAUCAUUCCUGCCAACUAUUUAACAAAAAUCGUGGAGCCCAUCCAACCCGCGCCAAAAGCUCGUUCUGAGGAAACUCACGCAAACGACGAAGUUUUCGAAGAAGCCCCGAGACCGAGUAAGUCCGAGAAGAUCCGCCAAAACCUAAAAGACGAGCUCGAUCUUGCGAUGAAAGAGCUCUCAUCGCAUCUACGGCUCUGA